AGAGCGGCCCCGGGGCGUCCCACCCAGCAGCGGCGGCACCGGGCCCCGGACAUCGGUGACCAUGAGCAGGCGGCUCGCUAUGGAGCUGGAGGAGGUGCGGCGCUGGGGCGGCGUCCGCGACCUGCACUUGGUGGACCGUGACGUGCUGCGCUGGAGGGGACUGCUGCUGCCUAACAAUCCCCCCUACAACGCGGGUGCCUUUCGUUUCGAGCUGGCCUUCUCCCCACAUCACCCCCUUGUGCCUCCUCGUGUCAAGCUUCUCACCAGCAUCCACCACCCCGGUGUGGGCCCCGAUGGCACCGUGUGCCAGCCCCUCACUUCCCCCGAGAAGUGGGAGCCCAUCACCUGUGCCACACAUGUGCUGCAGGACCUGCUGCUGCUGCUCGAUAACCCCAGCACCGAGCGGGUGCUGCGCCCUGAGCUGGCCCGUGAGCUGAGCGAGAGGCCUGAGGCCUUCCUGCACCAGGCAGAGGAGCACACCCGUCGCUAUGCCGAGCGGCGCCCUGACACCCCCGGGCCCUGAGCCCCCACCUCAGUGCCACUUGUCCUGUACAUAAAGCUCCCACCUCAAUCCCGUGAUCCCUCUGCAUGAUGCUGUCCACACGAGAGAUGAGGCGCCACGGCAUGGCACUGCAAACCUUUACUCCUAGGGGCUGGGGGACAAAGUGGAGAAUGGGGCUGGCGGGGCCUCAGCGCUUCUUGGUCUUCACUAGCCCCUUGGCCACCAAGCUGCGGUACAGCUCCUGCACGUAGGUAUAGAUGCACUUGGCGUCCGGCACCGUCAGCCGCAGCAUGUCUUCCACCUCCAGCAGCUGGGCACAGUCGACACGCUCCCUGCAGGACUGGCAUCACCAGGGCUGCCCCACAGGUGGACAUGGGCAUAGGGAUGAGGACAGGAACACACUCACUCUGCGGUGCUGAAGGCCAGGGUGAAGUUACGCCGGCGGUCCUGGGGCUCCAGGCUGCCAUAGUCAAAGGCAUCGGGGAAGAAGCUGUGGAUGAGGGCGCAGAAGGCCAGGCCGCUGCUCCAGCUCCCUGAGAAGUUCUGGAUGUCCACAUGCUGUGUGGGUGGAUAAGCAGGAAGGGGGAGGGAUCAGGACACUGCUGGCCCUCUGCCAGCCUCCUGUCCCCCACUACUCACCUGGUAGCCACGUGUCCUGGCACGGCACCAUUCCAGCAGCAUGGCCUUCACUGAGCCCGUGGCCCCCACACGCUUCAGGUGUGGGGCUGGGCCUGUGGCUGCCCUGUAGCCAAGUCAGUGAUCCCAUUGGUGCAUAUUCCCCAGGGGCUCACCACUGGGCAGCGCUAUCCUCAGUGUCCCAUCUCCCUCUCAAUGUCCCCCCAUUGCCCCAUGCCCCUAGCUGUCCACUGUCCCAUAUCUCUCAUUGUCCCUUGGCUUUCCCAUUCCCCCCAGCGCCCCAUGCCCUCCAGCCACCCCACUGACCAUGUUCCUCCACUGCCUCCCGUUGUCCCCUGGCCUCCCCACUGUCCUCAUCGCACCCUGACCUCCCCAGGCCCCACUCACCCCCCAAACUUCUCCAGGAUGGCACUCCGUCCAUAUGCCCGGCUGCUCACUCGUGGCCGCCCCACAGAUGCCACCCGGGGGGGCACCCGUCCUCGUGGUCCCACUGCAGACACACCACUGGGAACACAGGGGUGGUGGCUGUGAGCAGGGAUAGGGUCACCACUGUGGAUAUCACCUAUGAGAACAGGGUAUGGGGAUGCCAGCAGCGGGGCAGGGCUAUGGGGCAGCCCCGGUGCUGGUUGCUCUUCUGUUCUCACCUCUCACUACCUCUUGAGCCCUCAGUGCUACCAGCUGCAGGGGAGAACAGAGGAGUCAGUAGGAUGAAAGGGGGCAUCCAGAAUAAAACUACCUCCCUGGGGCAGACAUAGUGCCUGGGGGCACUGCAGGGAGUCCCAAAUGGGGCAAAUGGGACGGAGAACAGAGGGACUCUACAGAGUAUAUGGGGAUCUGUAAGGGGACUCUGGGAGAGGGCCCACCGCGCCCCCCAUUCCUUAUCCCAUUCCCCUUCCUGCCUCCCCUGCCCUGGAAGGGGAUUCCUGUGCCCACUGUAGCCCUUACCUGUGGGAGAAGUGGGGGACACAGGAGGCGAAGGGGACGUGGGAGAUACGGGGAACGUGGGAGACACAGGGGAGGUAGGGGAGAGUGG
Molecule: messenger RNA, 2171 nt
Organism: Lagopus leucura (white-tailed ptarmigan)
Lineage: Eukaryota; Metazoa; Chordata; Aves; Galliformes; Phasianidae
Product: ubiquitin-conjugating enzyme E2 L5-like
Exons: 4
Coding region: 62-523 (153 amino acids)
Source: RefSeq, a predicted model, not a curated record